Messenger RNA from Polypterus senegalus (gray bichir), 4201 nucleotides. RefSeq names its product NPC1-like 1 (gene npc1l1). Gene Ontology annotation, cellular component: membrane. The coding region runs from base 110 to 4201 and encodes 1363 amino acids. Gene Ontology annotation, molecular function: lipid carrier activity. Lineage: Eukaryota; Metazoa; Chordata; Cladistia; Polypteriformes; Polypteridae. The record is from RefSeq and is a predicted model, not a curated record. The transcript has 19 exons.
AGAGGCUGUUAAUGCUGACAUUCUGUGGCCAGUUCUGGAUUUUCAUUUUAUAUUCACCAACAAGAUUUAACUUUAUAUUUUUUUGUUUUCCUGGGUGGGCAAUGAAAUCAUGAAAACGCUUAAAAUGAACUCCCUCCUUGGUUUUGCUGUAUUUCAGGCUUUACUGUGUCUGGUAGCCAGCUCAGAUCUGCAUAAAGAAGGCUACUGUACUUUUUAUGAUGAAUGUGGUAAAAACCCCACAAUUGAAAAUGGUUUUCUUAACCUAAUAAUUCCUUGUGUGUAUCACGGACCAGCUAAGAAGGCAACAGAAGACGUCUUGAUCAAGUUAAAGGAGGUUUGUCCAAUGCUGGACCACGGGCCUAACACCAUGGUGUGCUGUAAUUUCAAGCAGCUCAAGACUCUUCAAGAAAGCUUAUUUACUUCCAAAGCUAUUCUGGGCCGAUGUCCUUCCUGUGUUGAAAACUUUAUAAACAUCUACUGCCAAAACACAUGUAGUCCCAACCAAAGCCUGCACAUUAACAUUACCAAAACAGUGAAUGUUACUAUUAAUGGACAGGUAAAAGAGGCAGUGUUGGAGUAUCAAGCUUACUUUGAUAGACAGUUUGCAGACGAUUCAUUCAAUUCUUGCAAGAGUGUAAGGCUCCUAACCACAGGGAACUACGCUAUCUCCGCCAUGUGUGGCAAAUAUGGCCAUACUCAUUGCACAACUCAGCGCUGGUUAGAUUACCAAGGAGAUUCCAGCAAUGGAUUAGCACCUCUAGACGUUAUCUUCAAGUUGAUCAAUAAUCAUACAGUCGUGGGAAAUGGCAUUGUACCCUACAAUUCCAAAGCUUGGCACUGCAACGAGCCCACAUCACCAAAUGCAACAGCUUGUUCAUGCCUAGACUGUGUGCAGUCUUGCCCUGUAAUCCCAACACCAGUAGUUAAGGACAACAGCUUCACCAUUGGAAGAGCAGAUGGGGUGCUGGUUAUCUCUCUCAUUAUCUUUUGUGGCCUCCUGCUUUUAUUCUUCAGUUUUGUGAUUUACAAGAGAAUGUGUUGUUUUUGCAAGCCCUCUUUGAAAGACCCUGAUGACAACAGCCUAGUAAAGCCUGACUACCAGCAUGAGCCCUCGUGCUCGGAGAAAGUAACAGUGGCGACCCAGGAUGUACUUGGAUCCUUCUUUGAGAAGUGGGGCACCUUGAUGGCUCUCCAUCCAGUCAAGGUUAUUGUAAUCUGUUUAGUUUUAGUUCUAGUUUUAUCAGUUGGCAUGAUCUUUAUUAAACUGACAACUGAUCCAGUGGAGUUAUGGUCUGCUCCUGAAAGCCGAGCUAGAAAGGAAAAAGAUUUUCAUGACAAAAUGUUUGAUCCAUUUUUCCGUACCAAUCAAGUUAUUCUUACAGCUCCCAACAGACCUUUAUAUACCUACGACUCAGUUAUGUUUGGACAGUUAAAUUUUAGUGGUCUUCUGUCUAAGGAUCUCAUCUUACAGCUCAUAGAACUGCAGUCAAGAAUCCAGGCCAUUGAGUUUUGGUCUGACGAAUUGGGUAGGAAUGCUAGUCUCAAGGAUGUCUGCUAUGCUCCUUUGAAUCCUUUUAAUGCCACACUGACUGACUGUGCUGUCAAUAGUCUGGUACAAUACUUCCAAAAUAAUCCAAGCAACAUUGAGGCAAAAGCUAAUACAACCAUUUUUGGAGAACAUGGGGAAGUUGACUGGAGGGAUCAUUUCCUUUACUGUACAAACUCUCCUCUGACCUUCAAAGAUACAACAGGCCUUGGACUCAGUUGCAUGGCUGAUUAUGGAGCUCCAGUGUUCCCUUUCCUGGCAGUUGGAGGCUAUGAAAACAAUGAUUACUCCUUGGCACAAGCACUCAUCCUCACAUUUUCACUAAACAACUAUCCUCGGGGCGACUCCAAGUUCAAAAUUGUUGAAAAAUGGGAGCAGAAGUACUUAGAGAUUAUCCAGGAGUACCAGAAAAACCCUUCAACCAACUUCACAUUGGCAUAUAUGGCAGAGAGAUCACUAGAAGAUGAAAUCAACAGGACAACAGCAGAAGACAUUCCAGUGUUUAUGAUCAGCUACAUUGUAAUCUUUAUUUACAUUGCUUUGGCUCUCGGCGAGUACUCUUCAUGUAAACGUGUGCUGAUUGACUCAAAGAUUGUUGUGGGACUUGGAGGAAUCUUGGUGGUGGGGUGUGCUGUUCUGUCCUCCAUGGGCUUCUAUGCCUGGAUUGGAAUUCCAUCCUCACUUAUUAUCUUGGAAGUUGUGCCCUUUCUAGUGCUGGCAGUGGGAGCGGACAAUGUCUUCAUCUUUGUGCUGGAGCUGCAGAGAGAUGAGAGAAAGCCAGGUGAGAAGACAGAGGAACAUAUUGGAAGAGUGCUUGGCUCUGUAGCUCCCAGCAUGCUCCUGUGCAGCCUGUCAGAGUCUAUAUGCUUCUUUUUAGGAGCACUCAGUACCAUGCCAGCCGUGAAGACAUUUGCUUUAUAUGCUGCUCUUGCAGUGUUAUUUGACUUUCUCCUCCAAAUGACUGCCUUUGUGGCACUGCUUUCUCUGGAUGCAAAGCGGCAAGAAGCCAUGCGUUAUGAUGUGGUCUGCUGUAUCAAGACCAAGAGUAAAACCAAACAGAAGAAAAAGAGUGAAGGCUUUCUCAUGCCACUCAUGAAGAAGUACUAUGCACCUUUUCUCUUGAACAACUGCACUCGGAUUUUUGUGAUGAUUAUCUUUCUGUUCAUGUUCUGUGCUGGAUUCUUCCUGCUGUUUAAGGUCAGAGUGGGUUUGGAUCAAGAGUUGGCCAUGCCAAAGGACUCGUACAUGCUGACGUACUUUGAAUACCUGUACAAGUACUUUGAGGUGGGUGUCCCCACCUACUUUGUAACAACUAGAGGAUAUAACUUCUCUACCCUGCAAGGAAUGAAUGGAGUCUGUGCCAGUGUGGGCUGUGACAACAAUUCACUCGUCCAAAAAAUUCAGUAUGCCACUGACUAUCCUGAGCUAUCGUACCUGAAAAUUCCGGCUAACUCCUGGGUGGAUGACUUUAUCGACUGGCUGAAUCCACUGAACGGCUGCUGCCGUCUCACCGUAACUGGAAACUUCUGCCCAUCAACCUCAAAUAAAAUAUGCAGAAAGUGCAUGGCCAAUGCAUUUGGUGAGGUUAGACCCAGUGCUGCACAGUUCAACAAAUUCUUACCUUACUUUCUUCAGGACUAUCCCAAUAUAAAGUGCUCUAAAGGGGGCCUGGGAGCAUAUGACAAGGCAGUUAUAAUUGGAAAUGAUGGAGAAAUAAUGGCCUCUCGGUUCAUGGCGUAUCACACCCCACUGACCAAUUCAGAAGAGUUCACGGCCGCACUGCAGAGUGCAAGGGAGCUGGCUGACAAUAUCACUAAAAGCAUGCGGAAGGUUCCUGGCACUGAUCCCAAUUUUCAGGUCUUCCCUUACACGAUUACCUAUGUCUAUUACGAACAAUACCUCACCAUUGUGUGGGAAGGGCUCUUCAACUUAUCUCUCUGCCUUCUCCCAACCUUUGUGGUGUGUUGUAUCCUGUUGGGCAUGGAUGUGCGGUCUGGAUUCCUUAACCUUCUCACAAUUGUUAUGAUCAUUGUAGAUACAGUUGGGGUCAUGACAUUGUGGAGCAUUGACUACAAUGCUGUAUCUCUCAUCAACUUAGUCACAGCUGUGGGCAUCUCUGUUGAGUUUGUUUCUCACUUGACUCGCUCCUUUGCUAUCAGCACACAGCCCGACCGGGUAGAAAGAGCAAAAGAGGCCACAGCAAAAAUGGGCAGCGCGGUGUUUGCUGGUGUUGCCAUGACCAAUCUCCCAGGAAUUAUAGUGCUGGCAUUUGCAAAGGCACAGCUGAUCCAGAUUUUCUUUUUCCGACUAAACCUGGUCAUCACUCUGCUAGGAAUGGCACAUGGUCUGAUCUUCCUCCCUGUGUUACUAAGUUAUUUUGGACCAAAUAUGAAGAACUCGGUACAACACAAGAAAGAGGUUUCACAUGAGGGGCACUUUGUGGAUGGAGCUGCGCAUGAAACUAGUGCUGGUUAUGGGAAUGGAACCUUCACACCAUAUCCAGAAAAUGUUCUACCCAAUAAGUCCAAUUUAAAUGGCUCAAUAAGCAAAAGCAAGCAAAAAUUCCAUCCUUAUGAUAGAAAAGAAAAACCAAUAGGUGUCUUCAACGAAAACGAUCACAAGGAUUUUAAGUUCUGCAUGUCCCACAUCGACUGA